Messenger RNA from Vitis vinifera (wine grape), 1681 nucleotides. Its product is annotated as hexose transporter HT2. Gene Ontology annotation, molecular function: monosaccharide transmembrane transporter activity. The record is from RefSeq and is marked provisional. NCBI's taxonomy places the organism in Eukaryota, Viridiplantae, Streptophyta, Magnoliopsida, Vitales, Vitaceae. Gene Ontology annotation, cellular component: membrane. Gene Ontology annotation, biological process: monosaccharide transmembrane transport.
GGCAUACAAAACAAAACUAGGGUCAUGACGCCCUUGCUACUCGGAAGACAGUAGUAAGUCCCGUUUGGACUGCGAGAGAGUGAAAGAAGGGAGAAGAGGAGACAAGAUGGCAGUGGGGGGUUUCGCCGUUGACGACAAUUCCAGGGCCUUCAGUGGCAAGGUAACAGCGUCGGUGGUGAUCACCUGCAUCGUUGCCGCAUCUGGUGGCCUUAUUUUUGGGUAUGACAUCGGAAUUUCAGGAGGUGUAACAACGAUGCAACCCUUUCUUAAGAAAUUCUUCCCGGUGGUACUGAGGAAAGCGGCGGACGCCAAGACCAACAUAUACUGUGUGUAUGACAGCCACGUCUUAACAGCAUUCACAUCCUCACUGUACAUAGCGGGGUUAGCAGCGUCCCUGGUGGCUAGUCGCCUCACCAGAGCAGUGGGACGUAGAAACACAAUGAUAAUUGGUGGUUUGACUUUCCUGAUUGGCGCUGCUCUCAAUGGUGGGGCCGAAAAUGUUGCCAUGCUCAUCUUGGGCCGUAUAUUGCUGGGAUUUGGUGUUGGUUUCACUAACCAGGCAACCCCUAUCUACCUCUCGGAGAUGGCGCCACCGAAAUGGCGCGGUGCUUUCGGCACAAGUUUUCAAUUCUUCAUAGGCAUAGGGGUGGUGGUAGCCAAUUGCCUAAAUUAUGGCACCGCUAAGAUCAGCUGGGGGUGGCGCCUCUCCCUCGGCCUUGCGAUUGUGCCCUCGGUAAUCAUGACUGUGGGUGCACUACUUAUCUCAGACACCCCAAGUAGCCUUGUGGAACGUGGGAAGGUGGCCCAAGCUCGCGACUCUCUCCGUAAAGCCCGAGGAAAAGACAUCGACAUCGAACCUGAGCUGGCUGAGCUAGUGAAGACGAGCGAAGCAGUCAAAGCUGCAAAUGAAGAGCCGUUCGUUACUAUAUUCGAAAGGCAGUAUCGGCCGCACCUAGUGAUGGCCUUUGCCAUUCCUUUCUUUCAGCAGCUCACUGGGAUUAACAUCAUCGCCUUCUACGCGCCGGUCCUCUUUCAAUCUGUGGGAUUUGGAAGCGACUCGGCUCUGAUAGCCUCCAUAAUACUGGGAUGUGUGAACCUUUUGUCCAUCAUUGUGUCUACAUUUAUAGUUGAUCGAUAUGGCAGAAGAAUUCUGUUCCUGGAGGGUGGAACUCAGAUGAUCAUCGGUCAGGUGGCGGUGGCGUGUGUGCUAGCAGUAACUACGGGCGUUUCGGGAACAAAGGACAUACCCAGGGGGUACGCGGUGUUGGUACUGGUACUUAUGUGCAUCUAUGCAGCUGGUUUUGGUUGGUCAUGGGGUCCUCUGAGCUGGCUCAUUCCCAGUGAGAUUUUUCCUAUGAAAAUCCGCACAACCGGCCAAGCUAUAAGCGUUGCCGUCAACUUCGCAACAACCUUCGUGCUAGCCCAGACAUUCUUGACCAUGCUGUGCCACUUUAAAUACGGCACUUUCCUCUUCUAUGCCGGUUGGCUCAUUGCAAUGACCCUUUUCGUAAUACUUUUCGUGCCGGAGACCAAAGGUAUUCCUCUAGAAUCCAUGUAUCAAGUUUGGGAGAGGCAUUGGUUCUGGCGGAGGUUUGUUUCUCUGCCAUAGGUAAAUGCCUUCUCAAGUCCCAGUAAUUUCAUUGAAACAUUCUGGCCAGUUUCUACUUAUGCUCACAUAUCC